AUGGAAGCAGCUCUAAAGCUGUUUCGUACAGAAUCGUUUAAGAAGAAUGAUUUUAAAUUAACAGAUAGUCCUUUGCCUCCUUGUCGACAAUUUGAAUUUGUUGGAACUUGCAAAAUGGGUCCAAAGUCAGAUCCAGAGGCUGUCGUGGAUGAGAGUUUGAAGGUUUAUGGGAUCGAUGGUUUGAGAGUUGUGGAUUCUUCAACUAUGCCAAAAAUUAUUAAAGAUAAUACGAAUGCGCCUACCAUUAUGAUCGCGGAGAAAGCU
Molecule: messenger RNA, 264 nt
Organism: Heterotrigona itama
Lineage: Eukaryota; Metazoa; Arthropoda; Insecta; Hymenoptera; Apidae
Source: the annotation of a GenBank genome assembly